This is a messenger RNA of Closterium sp. Naga37s-1, 6813 nucleotides long. The record is from the annotation of a GenBank genome assembly. Lineage: Eukaryota; Viridiplantae; Streptophyta; Zygnematophyceae; Desmidiales; Closteriaceae.
AUGAAGUGUGGCCGGGAGGAGGAGGCACACCAAGGAGGAGGAGGCGACACCAGGGGAGAGGAGUCAAAACCAAGGAGGAGGAGGCGACACCAGGGGAGAGGAGUCAAAACCAAGGAGGAGGAGGCGACACCAGGGGAGAGGAGUCAAAACCAAGGAGGAGGAGGCGACACCAGGGGAGAGGAGUCAAAACCAAGGAGGAGGAGGCGACACCAGGGGAGAGGAGUCAAAACCAAGGAGGAGGAGGCGACACCAGGGGAGAGGAGUCAAAACCAAGGAGGAGGAGGCGACACCAGGGGAGAGGAGUCAAAACCAAGGAGGAGGAGGCGACACCAGGGGAGAGGAGUCAAAACCAAGGAGGAGGAGGCGACACGAGGGGAGAGGAGUCAAAACCAAGGAGGAGGAGGCGACACCAGGGGAGAGGAGUCAAAACCAAGGAGGAGGAGGCGACACCAGGGGAGAGGAGUCAAAACCAAGGAGGAGGAGGCGACACCAGGGGAGAGGAGUCAAAACCAAGGAGGAGGAGGCGACACGAGGGGAGAGGAGUCAAAACCAAGGAGGAGGAGGCGACACCGGGGGAGAGGAGUCAAAACCAAGGUGGAGGAGGCGACACCAGGGGAGAGGAGUCAAAACCAAGGAGGAGGAGGCGACACCAGGGGAGUGGAGUCAAAACCAAGGAGGAGGAGGCGACACCAGGGGAGAGGAGUCAAAACCAAGGAGGAGGAGGCAACACCAGGGGAGAGGAGUCAAAACCAAGGAGGAGGAGGCGACACCAGGGGAGAGGAGUCAAAACCAAGGAGGAGGAGGCGACACCAGGGGAGAGGAGUCAAAACCAAGGAGGAGGAGGCGACACCAGGGGAGAAGAGUCAAAACCAAGGAGGAGGAGGCGACACCAGGGGAGAGGAGUCAAAACCAAGGAGGAGGAGGGGACACCAGGGGAGAGGAGUCAAAACCAAGGAGGAGGAGGUGACACCAGGGGAGAGGAGUCAAAACCAAGGAGGAGGAGGCGACACCAGGGGAGAGGAGUCAAAACCAAGGAGGAGGAGGCAACACCAGGGGAGAGGAGUCAAAACCAAGGAGGACGAGGCGACACCAGGGGAGAGGAAUCAAAACCAAGGAGGAGGAGGCGACACCAGGGGAGAGGAGUCAAAACCAAGGAGGAGGAGGCGACACCAAGGGAGAGGAGUCAAAACCAAGGAGAAGGAGGCGACACGAGGAGAGAGGAGUCAAAACCAAGGAGGAGGAGGCGACACCAGGGGAGAGGAGUCAAAACCAAGGAGGAGGAGGCGACACCAGGGGAGAGGCGUCAAAACCAAGGAGGAGGAGGCGACACAGGGGAGAGGAGUCAAAACCAAGGAGGAGGAGGCGACAGCAGGAGAGAGGAGUCAAAACCAAGGAGGAGGAGGCGACACCAGGGGAGAGGAGUCAAAACCAAGGAGGAGGAGGCAACACCAGGGGAGAGGAGUCAAAACCAAGGAGGAGGAGGCGACACCAGGGGAGAGGAGUCAAAACCAAGGAGGAGGAGGCGACACCAGGGGAGAGGAGUCAAAACCAAGGAGGAGGAGGCGACACCGGGGGAGAGGAGUCAAAACCAAGGUGGAGGAGGCGACACCAGGGGAGAGGAGUCAAAACCAAGGAGGAGGAGGCGACACCAGGGGAGAGGAGUCAAAACCAAGGAGGAGGAGGCGACACCAGGGGAGAGGAGUCAAAACCAAGGAGGAGGAGGCAACACCAGGGGAGAGGAGUCAAAACCAAGGAGGAGGAGGCGACACCAGGGGAGAGGAGUCAAAACCAAGGAGGAGGAGGCGACACCAGGGGAGAGGAGUCAAAACCAAGGAGGAGGAGGCGACACCAGGGGAGAAGAGUCAAAACCAAGGAGGAGGAGGCGACACCAGGGGAGAGGAGUCAAAACCAAGGAGGAGGAGGCGACACGAGGGGAGAGGAGUCAAAACCAAGGAGGAGGAGGCGACACCGGGGGAGAGGAGUCAAAACCAAGGUGGAGGAGGCGACACCAGGGGAGAGGAGUCAAAACCAAGGAGGAAGAGGCGACACCAGGGGAGAGGAGUCAAAACCAAGGAGGAGGAGGCGACACCAGGGGAGAGGAGUCAAAACCAAGCAGGAGGAGGCAACACCAGGGGAGAGGAGUCAAAACCAAGGAGGAGGAGGCGACACCAGGGGAGAGGAGUCAAAACCAAGGAGGAGGAGGCGACACCAGGGGAGAGGAGUCAAAACCAAGGAGGAGGAGGCGACACCAGGGGAGAAGAGUCAAAACCACGGAGGAGGAGGCGACACCAGGGGAGAGGAGUCAAAACCAAGGAGGAGGAGGGGACACCAGGGGAGAGGAGUCAAAACCAAGGAGGAGGAGGCGACACCAGGGGAGAGGAGUCAAAACCAAGGAGGAGGAGGCGACACCAGGGGAGAGAAGUCAAAACCAAGGAGGAGGAGGCAACACCAGGGGAGAGGAGUCAAAACCAAGGAGGAGGAGGCGACACCAGGGGAGAGGAGUCAAAACCAAGGAGGAGGAGGCGACAACAGGGGAGAGGAGUCAAAACCAAGGAGGAGGAGGCGACACCAGGGGAGAGGAGUCAAAACCAAGGAGAAGGAGGCGACACCAGGGGAGAGGAGUCAAAACCAAGGAGGAGGAGGCGACACCAGGGGAGAGGAGUCAAAAACAAGGAGGAGGAGGCGACAGCAGGGGAGAGGAGUCAAAACCAAGGAGGAGGAGGCGACACCAGGGGAGAGGAGUCAAAACCAAGGAGGAGGAGGCGACACCAGGGGAGAGGAGUCAAAACCAAGGAGGAGGAGGCGACACCAGGGGAGAGGAGUCAAAACCAAGGAGAAGGAGGCGACACGAGGAGAGAGGAGUCAAAACCAAGGAGGAGGAGGCGACACCAGGGGAGAGGAGUCAAAACCAAGGAGGAGGAGGCGACACCAGGGGAGAGGCGUCAAAACCAAGGAGGAGGAGGCGACACAGGGGAGAGGAGUCAAAACCAAGGAGGAGGAGGCGACAGCAGGAGAGAGGAGUCAAAACCAAGGAGGAGGAGGCGACACCAGGGGAGAGGAGUCAAAACCAAGGAGGAGGAGGCGACAGCAGGGGAGAGGAGUCAAAACCAAGGAGGAGGAGGCAACACCAGGGGAGAGGAGUCAAAACCAAGGAGGAGGAGGCGACACCAGGGGAGAGGAGUCAAAACCAAGGAGGAGGAGGCGACACCAGGAGAGAGGAGUCAAAACCAAGGAGGAGGAGGCGACACCAGGGGAGAGGAGUCAAAACCAAGGAGGAGGAGGCGACACGAGGGGAGAGGAGUCAAAACCAAGGAGGAGGAGGCGACACCAGGGGAGAGGGGUCAAAACCAAGGAGGAGGAGGCGACACCAGGGGAGAGGAGUCAAAACCAAGGAGGAGGAGGCGACACCAGGGGAGAGGAGUCAAAACCAAGGAGGAGGAGGCGACACGAGGGGAGAGGAGUCAAAACCAAGGAGGAGGAGGCGACACCAGGGGAGAGGAGUCAAAACCAAGGAGGAGGAGGCGACACCAGGGGAGAGGAGUCAAAACCAAGGAGGAGGAGGCGACACCAAGGGAGAGGAGUCAAAACCAAGGAGGAGGCGACACCAGGGGAGAGGAGUCAAAACCAAGGAGGAGGAGGCGACACCAGGGGAGAGGAGUCAAAACCAAGGAGGAGGAGGCGACAUCAGGGGAGAGGAGUCAAAACCAAGGAGGAGGAGGCGACACCAGGGGAGAGGAGUCAAAACCAAGGAGGAGGAGGCGACACCAGGGGAGAGGAGUCAAAACCAAGGAGGAGGAGGCGACACCAGGGGAGAGGAGUCAAAACCAAGGAGGAGGAGGCGACACCAGGGGAGAGGAGUCAAAACCAAGGAGGAGGAGGCGACACCAGGGGAGAGGAGUCAAAACCAAGGAGGAGGAGGCGACACCAGGGGAGAGGAGUCAAAACCAAGGAGGAGGAGGCGACACCAGGGGAGAGGAGUCAAAACCAAGGAGGAGGAGGCAACACCAGGGGAGAGGAGUCAAAACCAAGGAGGAGGAGGCGACACCAGGGGAGAGGAGUCAAAACCAAGGAGGAGGAGGCGACACCAGGGGAGAGGAGUCAAAACCAAGGAGGAGGAGGCGACAUCAGGGGAGAGGAGUCAAAACCAAGGAGGAGGAGGCGACACCAGGGGAGAGGAGUCAAAACCAAGGAGGAGGAGGCGACACCAGGGGAGAGGAGUCAAAACCAAGGAGGAGGAGGCGACACCAGGGGAGAGGAGUCAAAACCAAGGAGGAGGAGGCGACACCAGGGGAGAGGAGUCAAAACCAAGGAGGAGGAGGCGACACCAGGGGAGAGGAGUCAAAACCAAGGAGGAGGAGGCGACACCAGGGGAGAGGAGUCAAAACCAAGGAGGAGGAGGCGACACCAGGGGAGAGGAGUCAAAACCAAGGAGGAGGAGGCGACACCAGGGGAGAGGAGGUCAAAACCAAGGAGGAGGAGGCGACACCAGGGGAGAGGAGUCAAAACCAAGGAGGAGGAGGCGACACCAGGGGAGAGGAGUCAAAACCAAGGAGGAGGAGGCAACACCAGGGGAGAGGAGUCAAAACCAAGGAGGAGGAGGCGACACCAGGGGAGAGGAGUCAAAACCAAGGAGGAGGAGGCGACACCAGGGGAGAGGAGUCAAAACCAAGGAGGAGGAGGCGACACCAGGGGAGAAGAGUCAAAACCACGGAGGAGGAGGCGACACCAGGGGAGAGGAGUCAAAACCAAGGAGGAGGAGGGGACACCAGGGGAGAGGAGUCAAAACCAAGGAGGAGGAGGCGACACCAGGGGAGAGGAGUCAAAACCAAGGAGGAGGAGGCGACACCAGGGGAGAGGAGUCAAAACCAAGGAGGAGGAGGCAACACCAGGGGAGAGGAGUCAAAACCAAGGAGGAGGAGGCGACACCAGGGGAGAGGAGUCAAAACCAAGGAGGAGGAGGCGACAACAGGGGAGAGGAGUCAAAACCAAGGAGGAGGAGGCGACACCAGGGGAGAGGAGUCAAAACCAAGGAGAAGGAGGCGACACCAGGGGAGAGGAGUCAAAACCAAGGAGGAGGAGGCGACACCAGGGGAGAGGAGUCAAAAACAAGGAGGAGGAGGCGACAGCAGGGGAGAGGAGUCAAAACCAAGGAGGAGGAGGCGACACCAGGGGAGAGGAGUCAAAACCAAGGAGGAGGAGGCGACACCAGGGGAGAGGAGUCAAAACCAAGGAGGAGGAGGCGACACCAGGGGAGAGGAGUCAAAACCAAGGAGAAGGAGGCGACACGAGGAGAGAGGAGUCAAAACCAAGGAGGAGGAGGCGACACCAGGGGAGAGGAGUCAAAACCAAGGAGGAGGAGGCGACACCAGGGGAGAGGCGUCAAAACCAAGGAGGAGGAGGCGACACAGGGGAGAGGAGUCAAAACCAAGGAGGAGGAGGCGACAGCAGGAGAGAGGAGUCAAAACCAAGGAGGAGGAGGCGACACCAGGGGAGAGGAGUCAAAACCAAGGAGGAGGAGGCGACAGCAGGGGAGAGGAGUCAAAACCAAGGAGGAGGAGGCAACACCAGGGGAGAGGAGUCAAAACCAAGGAGGAGGAGGCGACACCAGGGGAGAGGAGUCAAAACCAAGGAGGAGGAGGCGACACCAGGAGAGAGGAGUCAAAACCAAGGAGGAGGAGGCGACACCAGGGGAGAGGAGUCAAAACCAAGGAGGAGGAGGCGACACGAGGGGAGAGGAGUCAAAACCAAGGAGGAGGAGGCGACACCAGGGGAGAGGGGUCAAAACCAAGGAGGAGGAGGCGACACCAGGGGAGAGGAGUCAAAACCAAGGAGGAGGAGGCGACACCAGGGGAGAGGAGUCAAAACCAAGGAGGAGGAGGCGACACGAGGGGAGAGGAGUCAAAACCAAGGAGGAGGAGGCGACACCAGGGGAGAGGAGUCAAAACCAAGGAGGAGGAGGCGACACCAGGGGAGAGGAGUCAAAACCAAGGAGGAGGAGGCGACACCAAGGGAGAGGAGUCAAAACCAAGGAGGAGGCGACACCAGGGGAGAGGAGUCAAAACCAAGGAGGAGGAGGCGACACCAGGGGAGAGGAGUCAAAACCAAGGAGGAGGAGGCGACAUCAGGGGAGAGGAGUCAAAACCAAGGAGGAGGAGGCGACACCAGGGGAGAGGAGUCAAAACCAAGGAGGAGGAGGCGACACCAGGGGAGAGGAGUCAAAACCAAGGAGGAGGAGGCGACACCAGGGGAGAGGAGUCAAAACCAAGGAGGAGGAGGCGACACCAGGGGAGAGGAGUCAAAACCAAGGAGGAGGAGGCGACACCAGGGGAGAGGAGUCAAAACCAAGGAGGAGGAGGCGACACCAGGGGAGAGGAGUCAAAACCAAGGAGGAGGAGGCGACACCAGGGGAGAGGAGUCAAAACCAAGGAGGAGGAGGCAACACCAGGGGAGAGGAGUCAAAACCAAGGAGGAGGAGGCGACACCAGGGGAGAGGAGUCAAAACCAAGGAGGAGGAGGCGACACCAGGGGAGAGGAGUCAAAACCAAGGAGGACGAGGCGACACCAGGGGAGAGGAAUCAAAACCAAGGAGGAGGAGGCGACACCAGGGGAGAGGAGUCAAAACCAAGGAGGAGGAGACAACACCAAGGGGGGCCGUCCAUGAGGCUUGGCGCUGCUGCCCUGCUGCCCGCCCUCCUGCUACCCUCCUCAGCGCUCCGCUCGCCUGCUGCUCGCCUGCUGCUCGCCUGCUGCUCGCCUGCUGCUCGCCUGCUGCUCGCCUGCUUCUCGCCUGCUGCUCGCCUGCUUCUCGCCUGA